UCCGCGAACCCCGGGAGCGCAUCUGGCCUUCCCCUGCCGUGUGCUAUAGUUGUGGGGACCGGGUGGGAGAGAUCUCUCCGAUAGUGCGUUAUCCUCGCAACGGACCUGACCCUAACGCGAUCUCGAAAGCUCAGGACUCCGCUCAGCUGCCUCAUGGCAGUCCCAGGUUGCAACAAGGACAAUGUCCGAGCAGGCUGCAAAAAAUGUGGCUACCCUGGUCAUCUGACUUUUGAGUGCCGCAAUUUUCUCCGGGUUGACCCCAAAAGGGACAUUGUGUUGGACGUCAGUAGCACAAGUAGUGAGGACAGCGAUGAAGAAAAUGAAGAACUGAACAGAUUGCAGGCUCUGCAAGAGAAAAGAAUAAAUGAAGAAGAGGAGAAGAAAAAGGAAAAAAGCAAGGAGAAAAUUAAAUUGAAGAAAAAGAGGAAAAGGUCUUAUUCCAGCUCCACUGAAGAGGACUCUUCAAAGCAAAAGAAACAGAAGUAUCAGAAAAAAGAAAAGAAAAAAGAAAAAAAGAACAAAUCAAAAAAAGGAAAACAUCACAAAAAGGAAAAAAAGAAGAGAAAAAAGGAAAAACGUUCUUCCCCUAACCGUUCUGAAUUUACCAAAAAGUAACCGAAUCUCUGACCUCUCUCAGGAAAUUGAAGAAUUCACUAUUUUUAAUUAUUGUACCUUCCUUGGAAUCGCUAUAUAAUUACGCUUUGCAGCAUAUCCCAGCCUCUUCCGUAAAGACAUUUUUCACAUGUUGGGACCCUUCUCUCUCUGCCCAUCGGUAUUAAAUCCAUCUUGUUAAUUGACAGCCAUGCCUCAAGUAUAGAUAUUUGUACACGCAAAGCACAUCAUUUUGGGUAUCUGUGUGUUAAGCCAGCGUUGUCACUUUCUAAGUUAAUUGCCACAUGGCUUUACCGCAGUCAAACCAAGUAAUCUACACGGUAGCUACUAAAUGGCGUCCUUCCAGUGACGUUCUGGGUUGGUGGUAGUGGUUUGCUCUUGAUACUGAGGAGUUUAAUAGCUUUAUCCACUGUGUAAUGUAUAAAGAUAGUGAAGUUCUUCACUGUUGUUUUUAAAUCUCUCGACUUUUUAAAUAAUAUCAUUGAAGAUAAAACUGCUUUACUGAUUUUAUGUUUUUAAACGAAUGGGAUCUAUAAGAUAAUAAUGAAAGUUUUGUAACAAGUGUCAAUGUUUUAUGAAAUGCAUGUUCCUAGCACAUGCCUCCCAUGUUUUUAUAACAAUUAAAAUAUCCCCUUUUUAAAGAGAAUCACUUAGCUUACUAGAAAGUCUGGCAGGGAGUUUCUGUGCUGGUCAGGACUAUUAGGUUGAUACACACAUGUGCCAUAUUGGCAUGUCUUACGGUGAUACCUCAAACACAGAACUUUUUGUGUGGAAACAGCAAAAUCGUCAUUAAAGCUGAUUUUUAUUAUAUCUAGUGUAUUUGAUGCUUACAUAUGUAUUGUGGCAGUUUUUAUGAAUGCUUGCUUAUAUAUUUAGUUUUUCUGAAAUGAUUUUGAAGUGAGUUUCACCCUGAACUUAUGACUUCAUGGAGAGCCAUUGUUGAUAUUUCCUCCUUCACUUCACUGCAAAAAAAAUAAAAUCAAGAAUUUCAUUCUGUACUUUUUAAAAUAAAAGCCUUGGGCAUAGCAUCAUGAAAGCCUUUGUAUAAUAAUGAAAUUUAUAUAUAAACAAGUGUUUUCAAUGACAUGUUAAUAGAUAAUUUCUUUUAUUUUUAAUUUCAUGGUCAUCAGUGUAGUGUAUUUUAACAUCUAGUAUUCCCAAAUCCAACAAGUUAACUUAUGCUGUAAAAGCAUUAAACCAACCUGCUAACUUGGAUCAGCACCAAAGUUUCUAAGUACCUUACUAUGGUGCACUUAUAUAUCUUCAAAUUGGUAAGUAGAGAUGUGGCUGCGGGCAAAUUUAUUAUGUAAGAACACUUGGUCUUGCAGGCUGGAGAGUUCUUCCCUUGCCCUGCACCCAAACUUGCAUGCCCUGGUCAGACCUGGGGCCUCGUAGGCCCCAUACAUAUUCUCCCCUCGCUCUGCUCAGGUUCCACAGAAGCUACACCCACACCCUUUCCAGCACUGCUUCCGUGAAGCGUGCGUAUCUUCAGCUUUUCCACAAAGCAGUUACUCUCUUGGCCCAUAAAAAGUUGUUUUGCUUAGAGUUUUGUCAGUUGUUAGGACUAAAGCACAGAACUUUUAGAUUUUUAAGGAUUCAUUUGUCUACACCAAUUUUGUGAAAAUUCAGUUCUUUGGUUAUCUGAAUUAAUAAAAGUAAAUAAAAAUGAAUGUCAUUCUUAAAAUCCUUUUUAAAAAAUAGCAUGCAGCUGGAAAGAUGGCUCACACCCUUGCUACUCUUAGAGAGGAGCAGAGUUCAGUUCCCAGCAACCUCACUGGGAGGUUCAUAACCACCUGUAACCCUGUUACUCCAGUUCCGCCGGUCCCGAUGCCUUCAUCUGACCUCCGUGGUAUCCAGGAGCACUUAGCAGAUGCUCACCCAGGCACAUACACAAGCAUGUAAAUUUAAGCGUUUUUUUUUUUUUUUUUUAAUUUUAAACUUAAGAAGAAAUAGCAAAUACAUAAAGAAGAGGCCUCAUCCAGUUGUGUGUGUGGCAUUGUUAGCAGGGACAGUAGUUGUAGAGGAAGGAGUUUGUCAUAUCUGUGAGUCUGAUUUCUGUUACUUGUAAAAAAAUAUAAAUUGACUUAUAAGGGUUUUUUUCUUCAUUCAACUAAUGAUUCAGAAACAUCAUUUAUAUAUGUAAUCCACCAUCAACUCUAUAAUAAAAUAAAAGAUUUCAAUGGACCAGUCCUCUCUCCAGAAAUAAUCUUAACAUUAUUAAUAAAUUUCCCUAGAAUAUUAAUAUACCUUAUGAAGGGCCUCACCCAAGUGAAAGUCAUUCAUCUUUACUAAAGUAAGAAGUGGUUGGAAUGAGAUGCAAAUCUCACUAAUAUCUCCUGAAAAAACUCACGAAGUUUCUUUUUAAGCAACACGAAGCAGAAAGCAUUUUAUUUUGUAGUAAAUGGGUCAGUGUGGUAGCUCUGCAGCUGUGCCGCUGCCGUCCUGGCUGCACACCAUCUCCUCUAAACCCCUGUGCAGCCUUUGGCUCCCACCCUGGGCACAUUCUCUCUCAAACUCCCCGUGUAAACCUCAGCAAAGUCGUUUACCUUCUUGGAGCCUUGGUGUCUCUUGCCUAUGAAACAUUGUACUGUGUUUCCUCUGAUCACUUGUAGAGAAAUCCAAAUAAUACUCUUUUAAGAAAUAUUAUAGAUAAACAGCCAGCAUUCUGUAGAGGUUGUGCUUGUCAUCGUGACUGCUAAACAUAUCAACUUAAGUAGAUAAAUAGUAUUCACUUCAUUUUGUUACAACCCGAUUGUAUGUUCUUUUCUCCAAAUGCAGACAGAAUGUGCAUGUAGGUUUCUGUAGCUAAUUUAUCUGAACACUGAAGGGACUGUGUUUAAGCUGAUGACCAUGCUCCCUGGCGUCCCCAUUCUUCUCCUAUCUGUUGUCUAAAAGCUCUCAGCUGUUUGUUUGGUUUUUUUUUUUUUCUUAAUUCCUCACAUUUAGUACAUUUCUUGCCCCUUUAGUUCUUAGAGACCAGGGUGUAGAUAAGUGAGAGUUUGGACAUCUGUGUGCAUCUGUAUUUAUGACUCUAGGUUACCUUCAGCCUUGAAAUAAGUAGCAGAGUUCUUACCAGGACAUCUGCUGCCCUGAAGAGCUCCCAGUCCAGCUGGUAGAAGUACCAUUAGAACUACAUUCAUAUCAGUGCAGUAAUGAGCCCGAAGAUUCACAGUAAGAAAUAUGGAUGCUGCCUUAGUCUGCAGUAGCUAAGGGGGCUAUUGAGAGUAUGUGACCCCUGAAUUUUAGGUUAUUAAAGUUGAGGAGAAGAGCCUGGUAGUUCUUGACAAGGGAGGCUGUGCGGAAAGAAGGCACAGGACAAAGGGAUGAACUGCGUGCCUGAAGGAAUGGAGGCCUGGCAGGCCUAGUGAGCCUAUUCAAGGCAGACGCCAUUUCAGGUUCCUGCGACCAAGAGAAGGGGCCUUAGGCUCCAUGUUUGUGACACAGUUUGUGAGCUUAGCUUACUCUCUAAACCAUGAGACGUGAUAGCGUUUAAGGGAAGGAAAUGGUGUUUACUGGGGUUUGGUCUCAUCUCAUAAUUCUGUUCUAUAAUGUUUAAAAGAUGAAAGUGAUGUCAUUAAAAUGCACAUAAUUUUAGGGUUUUAUGCUCUGUUGUUUCUAAAUUAUGCACUGGCUUUUAUUUCCUAAAACCAAAAAAAAAAAAAAAAGAAAGAAAAGAAAAGAA
Molecule: messenger RNA, 4294 nt
Organism: Chionomys nivalis (European snow vole)
Lineage: Eukaryota; Metazoa; Chordata; Mammalia; Rodentia; Cricetidae
Gene: Srek1ip1
Product: SREK1 interacting protein 1
Exons: 5
Coding region: 154-615 (153 amino acids)
Molecular function (GO): zinc ion binding; nucleic acid binding
Source: RefSeq, a predicted model, not a curated record